UAUCUUGGACUACGACCAUCUGAUUUUUCAGACCGAACACAAAAGAGAACGACUUUGAGCGAGUUUCGUUUCAGCUGCGUUUCCAGAGAUCGAAAGAGUUUCUCUUUUCUUGUAAUAAUUUACACAGGUCAAAGCUCUUGCAUUGGCACUAAUGGCUGAUCAUCUGAGUUUAUGUACCGCACGCCUCAUAACGUCCGAGAGCUUAAACACCGAAAGAGGGUCAGAUUCCGGAGAAAGCUCUGUCCCUCGACCUGCCGACCCAUCUGUAACGGUGGAAGCAGCCAGGGAACACGAUGUCUCUGAAGAAGAGGAACCACUUAUCCAAUCCGUCGAAUGCCGCAUAUGCCAAGAGGAGGAUACCGUCAAGAACCUGGAAGCGCCUUGUGCUUGUAGUGGCAGUCUGAAGUAUGCUCAUCGGAAAUGCGUUCAGCGUUGGUGUAACGAGAAGGGCGAUAUAACCUGUGAAAUAUGCCAUCAGACUUACCAACCCGGUUAUACGGCUCCCCCGCCUCCUCCUCCCGAUGAUACCAUAAUCGACAUUGGUAACGAUUGGUCAAACGGUGGUCCAUUUGACUUGAACGACCCACGUCUUUUGGCGAUGGCAGCUGCAGAACGCCAUUUCCUGGACUCGGACUAUGAUGAGUAUUCUGACUCUAACUCCAGUGGAGCCGCCUUUUGUCGCUCUGCCGCUCUCAUUCUAAUGGCGCUUUUACUGUUACGACAUGCCCUGAACAUCACGACCAACUCAGAUGAAGAAGAUGAUCCGUCCACAUUCUUCUCUCUUUUCCUUCUUCGUGCUGCGGGUUUUCUCCUCCCCUGUUACAUCAUGGCAUGGGCCAUCAGUAUACUACAACGUCGGAGGCAAAGACAGGAAGCAGCGGCGAUGGCAGCAGCGGAAGUGGCAUUCAUGCUGCAUGGAGGUCAACGCCGUGGGCUGCACUUCAUCGCUGCGCCCGAAUCCGUAUCGAAUCCCCGCCAAGAACCAUCCCCGCAAUGAUUCAGACCACACCGGUGGUGAGACCAAUCUUGUACUUGUCUCCCUUGCAGAAGAAUAUGAUGUCUUAGAUCCGGCAUGUUCAUUGCCAUCUCUCUCUCUCUCUCUGUGCUAUGUGGGAUCGGGAUACAAUGAUAAUUUGCAUUAUUUUUUUCUAGUUAUCGAAUUGGAUUUCAGUAGGUUUUCGUUCUCGCGGAAGAGAAUGUUGGCGACAACGUUUAAGGAAAAACAUUGAUUUGGUGUAUGUUCUUC
Messenger RNA from Tarenaya hassleriana, 1246 nucleotides. RefSeq lists its product as uncharacterized. Gene Ontology annotation, molecular function: zinc ion binding; ubiquitin-protein transferase activity. The transcript is spliced from 8 exons. Gene Ontology annotation, biological process: protein ubiquitination. Lineage: Eukaryota; Viridiplantae; Streptophyta; Magnoliopsida; Brassicales; Cleomaceae. The record is from RefSeq and is a predicted model, not a curated record. Gene Ontology annotation, cellular component: membrane. Bases 152 to 997 code for a protein of 281 amino acids.